Messenger RNA from Boeremia exigua, 1916 nucleotides. RefSeq names its product anthranilate synthase-like protein component I. The transcript is spliced from 9 exons. The record is from RefSeq and is a predicted model, not a curated record. The coding region runs from base 188 to 1804 and encodes 538 amino acids. Gene Ontology annotation, molecular function: anthranilate synthase activity. NCBI's taxonomy places the organism in Eukaryota, Fungi, Ascomycota, Dothideomycetes, Pleosporales, Didymellaceae. Gene Ontology annotation, biological process: L-tryptophan biosynthetic process.
AAUCACUGUGAGGGCGGACCAACGAGGAGCCCGAUUGGCUCGUCGAUAAGGCUGGAGAUCACCGUCGUGGGUCUGAAUAGGAAGAGCCUCGACAUUGUCUGACUCUGACUGACUCUGACAUUGACUCCGGAGCUCCCUCUACACAACCAGCAGUAUAGCAUAGCUGCAUUUGCUGCACCUGCAAAACAUGGCGCAACAGCUAGGCGUUCAGCCAUCUCUCGACACGGUGCGGGAGGUGUUGGCUGCGGCAGUCAACUCUCCGAACCCGCCCAACCUCGUCCCCGUCUUUUCCUCAAUCUCCGCCGAGUUCCUGACGCCGUCGAGCAUAUACCUCAAAGUCUCCGCGAAGUCGAAGUCUAAGCUCUCAUUCCUGUUCGAGAGCGCAGCAACGACAGAGACUAUUGGGCGAUACAGUUUCGUUGGUGCAGACCCUCGUAAGGUUAUCAAAACCGGCCCCGGCCAUGGCGAAGAGACGGACCCUCUGCCCAAUCUCGAGAAGGAGCUCGCGAAGAGCAGAGUCGCAACCAUUCCCUCGAUACAGCUUCCUCCCAUGACUGGUGGUGCUGUUGGUUAUGUUGGAUACGACUGCGUCAAGUACUUCGAGCCCAAGACACGGCGCGAUGAUGUGAAGGACAUUCUGGAAGUUCCGGAGAGUCUUUUCAUGCUCUUUGAUACAAUUGUGGCACUUGACCACUUCGCACAGGUCGUGAAGGUCAUCACCUACGUCAAGGUUCCGGAUAGCCUCGACGACCUGGAGCAGGCUUACGAAGAGGCGAAGGCCACAUUGAAGAGAUACGUGACGAUACUCAAGGACAAAGAAGUGCCGAUGCCUGAACAGGGCCCGAUUACUCUGGGCAACGAAUACAAGUCGAACAUCGGUCAGGAAGGGUACGAGGGUCACGUUAAAGAGCUCAAGAAGCACAUCAGCGUAGGCGACAUUAUCCAGGCUGUUCCUUCACAGCGUUUCGCACGACCCACCUCGCUGCAUCCAUUCAACAUUUACAGGAACCUGCGUAAUGUCAACCCAUCGCCCUAUCUCUUCUUCGUAGACUGCGAGGAUUUUCAGAUUGUUGGCGCCAGUCCCGAAUUGCUGGUAAAGGAAGAACAGGGCAGAAUCAUCACACACCCCAUUGCCGGGACUGUCAAGAGGGGAAAGACUCUGCAGGAGGAUGCAGCCCUGGCCGAAGAGCUCUCUACCUCACUGAAGGACCGAGCUGAGCAUGUGAUGUUGGUGGACCUCGCGCGGAAUGACGUAAAUCGCGUCUGCGACCCACUCUCCACUCGCGUGGACAAGCUGAUGGUCGUGCAAAAGUUUUCGCAUGUGCAGCAUCUAGUCUCCGAGGUCUCAGGCGUGCUGCGACCUGGCAAAACACGAUUCGAUGCGUUCCGAUCUAUUUUCCCUGCAGGGACUGUGAGUGGCGCGCCCAAGGUGCGAGCGAUGGAAUUGAUUGCAGAGUUGGAGAAAGAGAAGCGUGGUGUCUAUGCUGGCGCUGUGGGGUACUUCGGCUACGGCAGCGUCGAUGGUGAUAAGCAGAUCGAGGGUGCUAUGGACACGUGCAUCGCGCUACGGACCAUGCUUGUCAAAGAUGGUAUCGCGUAUCUCCAAGCUGGGGGAGGAAUUGUGUUCGAUUCAGAUCCAUACGAUGAGUGGAUGGAGACGAUCAAUAAACUAGGUGCGAAUACACACUGCAUCACUUCAGCUGAGGAGAAGCAUCUGGCCGAGCAAAAUGAAGACAGUGUCGACGCAGACACGCCGCAAUCGCUUGAGGGUGAUGCGAAGCCACGCAUCAGUGUGGCUGCGUAGAUAGCGAACGCUUGACUGCGCCACACGAGGCUGGCGACUGCAGGGAGGGGCUGGCGAUGCCAGCUCAGAUGCACAGGGUCUGGCCCACAAUCGAAGCCAUCUCCGUCCAGGU